CAAAUAGUACUCUGAAUCACUGAAUUUUGAUUUGAUUCAAAACUGUGCGAGCUGCAAGUUUUACUUGGAAUAGAUAUUUUUAUUCAUUUCUAGUUUAAGUUACACAAAACGUAACUAUGUCUGGCUUAAUGUCAGCAAUACUUCAACCAUUAAGGUUUGUCCGACAAAGUUUACAAGUUGCAUCUAGUAUGUCGGCUAAUACUACCAGUUUAGUACAACCUGAAUGCUUUUCGCUGUCGUCAAUAAGAAACAAAGUUCGCUGUUACUUUCCUCGUCCCAACGAGGUCAGAAGAGUUCGUCGUCACGGCUGGAACGCUAGGAUGUCAACCCCAAACGGACGCAAAAUUAUUAUGAGAAGAAUACUCAAAGGCAGAUAUGUUCUCAGUCAUUAAUUACCUUGUAGAAAAGUUGCAAUCAUUAAUAUUACAAUAGAUUAUUAGAUAAAAUAAUAAAUUAUAAUUUGAAA
Ostrinia nubilalis (European corn borer) is the source of this 466-nucleotide messenger RNA. It is a transcript of the gene mRpL34, whose product is annotated as large ribosomal subunit protein bL34m. Bases 117 to 392 code for a protein of 91 amino acids. The record is from RefSeq and is a predicted model, not a curated record. The transcript is spliced from 2 exons. Gene Ontology annotation, molecular function: structural constituent of ribosome. Lineage: Eukaryota; Metazoa; Arthropoda; Insecta; Lepidoptera; Crambidae. Gene Ontology annotation, cellular component: ribosome; mitochondrial large ribosomal subunit. Gene Ontology annotation, biological process: translation.